Tribolium madens (black flour beetle) is the source of this 1228-nucleotide messenger RNA. Its product is annotated as lymphocyte expansion molecule-like. NCBI's taxonomy places the organism in Eukaryota, Metazoa, Arthropoda, Insecta, Coleoptera, Tenebrionidae. The record is from RefSeq and is a predicted model, not a curated record. The transcript has 5 exons. The coding region runs from base 175 to 1215 and encodes 346 amino acids.
UCCAAAACAUUUUAUGUCCGUACAACUAUUAGAAUGUAUAAAUAAAAAAAUAGAAGAUUAUUCAGUUUAAAUUUGACCGCCUUGGAGAUAAUGGGUGGCUCCACUAUAAUGAAAAAAAUAUUCAAAAUGACAUAAAAUGUCAGAACAUAAAAAAAAUUAGUCCGAUAACAAAGAAUGUUUAAAAAGGAGGAAAAACCCUUUGGUUUCGGCAGCGCUGUUAACCGCUUUCGCCCUUUGGGACUCCACCCAGAAUUAAUUACCGUAAACACAACAAAUCCUCUUGGUCCCGGGCAGUACAAUCCAAAACCCGCCUAUUGCAAAUACAAAAAUAAAGCUGCGAGUUGGAAGGUUAAAUUAGAAAGUGAAGAAUUUUCCAAAUAUUUGGGCUUUCGAAACCCUCAAGUAUUAUGCGAUCGCAUGUUUGAAAGGACUCUUGGAGGGCCGGGAACUUAUGAUCUUUUUGACUAUAAAGAAAAAGGCGGAGCUUCCACUUUGGAAAAUGUUGGUUUUGGAAGUGGGGAAAGAUUCCACUCGGCCAUUAGAGAUGAAACAUUACCACCUGGGUGUCACACCGUAAAAACUUUAACAACUAAAUUUACAAAAACACCAACAUUUGAAUUUGACGGUAUAACGUCUAGAUUCAAAACCACUGAGCCCUCUUAUAGAAAAGCUCCAAAUCGUUACAAAUUACCCGCUUAUAACAUCACAGAUAAAGUUGUAUCAAAAAGAGGCCCCUAUGACACAUUCACUGGACCUCGUGAUGAAACCACAAUCAAGAAUCAUUUUGCACCCCCUCUUUUCAAAUCACCUGACACUUUUUAUACUAUACCUAGCGCAGUUGACCACCUUUUAUAUCAUCCGAGCAAAAAAAGGAAUGGCAAAUUUUUGUUAGAGGAAAGGUUUCCAGAAGGAUUAUCAAUAACAGCAACUAAAAACGGGUUCAGCAUGUAUAUGAGAGACCCAGAAUAUCCCAGUCCGGCCCAAUACGAAGUUUCCAAAGGGAUCAAAGCAUCCAAAAAGAGUUUGUAUCCUUUUAAUAGCUCCAAUGUGAACGCCAGACCCCCACCAAACUGGAAAAUUCAUCCAGGGCCGGACCGUUACAAAGUAAAAUAUCCUACAUGUCACAAGAAGAGUAUCAAAGGCUCUUGGAUGUUUUUGUCUACGACCGAGCGUGAAUUAGUCAAAGUGGAGAGUUACAGCAAUUUUAUCUAUUAAAUAUCAUUGGAAA